This is a messenger RNA of Maylandia zebra (zebra mbuna), 6413 nucleotides long. RefSeq names its product basic helix-loop-helix ARNT-like protein 1. Gene Ontology annotation, molecular function: DNA-binding transcription factor activity; protein dimerization activity. The record is from RefSeq and is a predicted model, not a curated record. NCBI's taxonomy places the organism in Eukaryota, Metazoa, Chordata, Actinopteri, Cichliformes, Cichlidae. Gene Ontology annotation, biological process: regulation of DNA-templated transcription. Gene Ontology annotation, cellular component: nucleus; transcription regulator complex; cytoplasm.
UUCAGUCUGUGAUGGAUAUCGUCGAUGUUUUCCCAGCGCUGUGGUCAUGUCAGUGUGGUUUUCUAGAGCAGGAGGAGGGACUUUAGCUUUGCUGGCCAAGUCUUGACAGUCAGUAGCUAGCAGUGAGCUGUAUGCUAAUGUUAGCAGACGGGGGAGAAAUGCCGUUAUGGUCAAAAAGUGCGGAAAACGCCUUUAGUUUGGCGGGGUUGGUUUAAGUGGUGCCAGGAAUCGCCGGGACUUAGAGGAAGCUCGGGCGUGGAUGUAGACGGGCCCCAGCUGCUUAAGGAUCUGAUCAUAUGAGGGGAGACCACUUCAAAGUGGAUGAAACUAGGUCAGGCUGAAUCAAACCAGACUCAGACCAGAUCACAACCGAGCAGACCAGAUUGAUUCAGACGAUACCAGGCCCCUCCAGGAAGCCUGUUCCAGUUUCCUGUCCAGUUGAGGGCUCCAGAGUGGAUGGAAGGAGAUGAUUUUAACACACAGGCUGUGAUGAACAUCUGUGAUGACCUGAUGGCAGACCAAAGGAUGGACAUCUCGUCUACAAUGACCGACUUCAUGUCCCCCAGCUCCACUGACCUCAUCUCCAGUUCCAUCAGCACGCCUGGCAUGGACUACACCCGCAAAAGGAAAGGCAGCACCACCGACUACCAAAUUGAUGGCUUCUCAUUUGAUGACAUGGACCCAGAUAAAGAUAAACUGGGCAGUGACCAACAGGGCAGGAUUAAGAAUGCCAGAGAGGCCCAUAGCCAGAUUGAGAAACGUCGCAGAGACAAGAUGAACAGCUUCAUCGAUGAGCUGGCGUCACUGGUGCCCACCUGCAAUGCCAUGUCCCGCAAGCUGGAUAAACUGACAGUCCUCCGGAUGGCUGUCCAACACAUGAAGACGCUCAGAGGUGCAGCCAACCCGUACACAGAGGCAAACUACAAGCCUUCCUUCCUCUCAGAUGAUGAACUGAAGCACUUGAUACUAAGGGCUGCUGAUGGCUUCCUGUUUGUGGUCGGAUGCGAUCGUGGCAAGAUCCUGUUUGUUUCUGAAUCCGUGUACAAGAUUCUCAACUACAGCCAGAAUGACCUGAUAGGUCAGAGCCUGUUUGACUACCUUCACCCCAAGGACAUCGCCAAGGUCAAAGAGCAGCUGUCGUCCUCUGAUACAGCCCCACGAGAGAGACUCAUCGAUGCUAAAACUGGUCUUCCUGUGAAGACGGACAUCACCCCCGGUCCUUCUAGACUCUGUUCUGGAGCUAGGCGGUCAUUUUUCUGCAGGAUGAAGUGCAACAGGCAGUCUGUCAAAGUAGAAGAUAAAGACUUUCCCUCCACCUGCUCUAAGAAAAAAGCGGACCGUAAGAGCUUCUGCACUAUCCACAGCACAGGCUACUUGAAGAGCUGGCCACCUACCAAGAUGGGUCUCGACGAAGACAAUGAACCCGACAACGAGGGCUGCAACCUGAGCUGCCUGGUGGCCAUCGGCCGCCUGCACCCCCACAUCGUCCCCCAGCCCAGCCUGGCAGACAUCAGGGUGAAGCCGACAGAGUACGUCUCCCGGCACGCCAUCGACGGCAAGUUCGUCUUCGUUGACCAGAGAGCCACAGCCAUCCUAGCCUACCUACCCCAGGAGCUGCUGGGAACUUCCUUCUAUGAGUAUUUCCACCAGGACGACAUCAGCCACCUGGCAGAAUGUCAUAGACAAGUGCUACAGAUGAGGGAGAAGAUCAACACCAACUGUUACAAGUUCAAGAUCAAAGAUGGCUCCUUCAUCACGUUAAGAAGCAGAUGGUUCAGCUUUAUGAACCCCUGGACCAAGGAGGUGGAGUACAUCGUGUCUACCAACACUGUGGUGUCGUGUCCUAUGAUGGAGGGAUCAGAUUACCCUCAGUCUGCUGCCUCUCCACAGAGUAUGGACAGCGUCCUGACCUCAGAGGGUGGGGGGAGGCGGGCGCUGCAGACGGUGCCUGGUAUCCCCGGCGGCACAAGAGCGGGAGCUGGGAAGAUUGGACGCAUGAUUGCUGAGGAAGUGAUGGAGAUCCAGAGGAUUCGAGGCUCCUCCCCCUCCAGCUGUGGCUCCAGCCCUCUGAAUAUUACCAGCACACCUCCACCCGACACCUGCUCCCCAGGGGGCAAGAAGAUUCAGAACGGCGGGACGCCCGAGCUGCAAAGCACGGGGAUGCUUCCUGGACCCGACUCUGUUGGCUACCCCUACUCCAACCAGUCCAUCAUGAGUGACAACUCCCACCUGAGCAUAGACAUCAUGGAUGAGCCCGGUUCCAGCAGCCCCAGCAACGACGAGGCGGCCAUGGCUGUCAUUAUGUCCUUGCUGGAGGCGGACGCUGGCCUCGGGGGGCCCGUCGACUUCAGCGACCUACCCUGGCCGUUGUGAGGAAGCUGGGAGGGACGAGCCGGAGCUGCUGACGUGGGGUCGACGUCUGGUUGCCACGUUUUCCAACCUGUGUGCAUGACGGCACCGCAAAAAUGUCCAUCUUAACAAAAAAAGGAAGAAAAAAAACGCUCUGUAGAUACAGAGGAGAUCCUCUCUCUUUAGGUGUCCAUCAGACUGGAUGGCCGUUAGGUUUCACCCCCAAGUUUUUGGUUCGUCAUUCCCUGCAGGUGGAGCUGAGAUCCUGUUAAGAUGCUAAUUUUUCCAGUGCUGGUUUUCUAACGUUGCCACGGUGAGAAACCAUUUCUCUAACAACGGCGGUGCUGACAUGUCAAUGCUCCUUCACUCUCUACCCCAUCAAUGCAAAUUAACAGAAGGCCCCCCUCCCCUCCCCCAAGACACUCGAGACGGUGGCAGAAGUUUAAUGGUGUUGUGUUGGGUGGUGAGCCCCCUGUCUCUGAGGUUUCCCUGUAGGAUACUGUACAAGCACGAGGACGUGAACACACAACAGAAGAUACUCAGAGGACCUUUAUUCCCAAAAUUCCACUACCAGGUGUAUCUCAUGUAUUUAACUUCUUCCUUCUUUUUUGUAAAGACUGAAUUGUUUUGGAAGGCACCGCCCAGCUGCUGUUUCCAGAGUUUACGCAAACUUUUACUCCAAGCUGCUCAUCCUCGUCUGUUUCCUCAGAAAUACCGAACUUCUCAGUUUCCUUCUGUGUUCACUCAAACAGCCUGCAGUGCUUCUGAGAGAGGCAUUAGGAAGCUAGAAAAAAAGGCGAAAGCGCUGGAAUUGAGGGGGGGGUUGUUGGGUUGAGGAUCCCUGUGCGUGUGCCUGUGUGUGUGUGUGUGUGUUGAGAAACAGACCAGUAAGGUUUAACAGGUUGGCCUGUGUGGCCUUGCUUAUAAAUCAAACUGAUCUUUUUACUGUUAUUUUCUAGUGAAUGCAGACAUGCUUCCUAUACGGAAGAAGGAGGGAUAAGUUGAAACAUUGCAAAUAUAAUAAAAAUCCCAGCAGUAAGCGAGACGGGUGUGCAGAGCUCCGUUAGGUCGGGGUUCCCUGCGUCACGUGUUCCCGUCUAUUUAAAAGGCGCUGGUGAAAUAAAGCAGGCGAUUAGAACAGCCUCGGGAUCGUGGAUAGAUUUAAGAGGGACUAAACACAGCCACGGGUCUAAACUCACACACCAAGGACCAAACGCCACACGGCUGCAGUAAUAACAUGACGUAGUCGAUGGUACUGCCACUGUCUGCUUGCGUAUGAACAUAAAAGAUGCAGAAUAAAAGCGGACAGUGGCUGCAGUGGUUUUAAUACUCUGGUUCUUGUUUUAGAACUUAGUCUUUCUCUUCAGCCCACAGAGCGGUUCUUCCUCAUACCAAUCCAAAUGCUCUCUGCAGGUAGACGGGCGUGGACGCAGUGUAGUGUAGAUUCUCCACAGAUGAGUCCAUGUGGUCACAGAGAACAGGCAGGCGAGCAGACAUCCACACAGAUCCUCACACUCACUGAUUGCAAAGCCUCGAAGGUCCGUUUGGUUCGUAAUUUGUGACAAAUUUGCAUCACUCAGACUCGAGCAGACUCCAGAAUCGUAUUUUUUCAGCGUCAUCUUUACUGAGUUCCCAGCUCGCCUGCUGCACUUGCAGUUUUAAAUCUUUGCAUUAUUGGCAAGUGAUGCUUUAUUAACCAACGUUAAGCUUUUUCCUUUCACCACUGAAGCUUUUUAAAUGACUGGUGCUCAGUAGUGAUCUUAAGUCCAAACUACUGAAGCCAUCUAUUUAAAAAAAGAAAAAAGAAAAAAAGUGCCAAAUCUUUUAUUUGCGUUAAGUUUCUCCCCGAAGAAGAAAGAGGAGGGAAAAACCCAACCGAUCCAAGACCCAAACCUUGAGAGAAUGUCGGCAGCGUCUGCAGCUCCGACGUGCUGCAUGAGAGUCAAGCUCAGUCCUUAAUCAGCUUAGCCAACUGAAAAUCUCCAAUCUGUCAUAAACGUUUUGAUUUCUAUUGGACCAAAAAGGCUAAAAAGUGUAAAUCUACUCCCAUCAUUCAUUAUUUCAAAAACAAGGCCUAUAAACACGGGUGAAACUGCACUGAACCUAAUCGAGCAGCACAGUCCCACAGGGAGACCCAUAAACCAGCUCUGAAUAUAAGACAGUCUUGGUGCAUAGAUUGAAAGACUCCAGCAUUGUAGGUCAAAGGAAUAAUAAUAAAAAAAAAAAAGACCAUCAGCGAAGAUCUGUUCCUCCUCGUGGACGGCCUCCUGCUCGUUUAUCUCUGGUGGGCUUCUGAGCGUUUGCAGCGAGCGCUCCGCAGGAGAGGAGCGAACAGCUGGAGUGAAGCUCUGACAGCUGUCAGAACAAAGAACGAGGCUUUAAUGGGGGGAAAAGGUGGUUAAUUGAGUCCGGUGGGAGCAGCAGCUGUAUGGGCGGGCGCAUUCGGUGUGCUCGACAGCAAACCAGGACUGUUCAAGUGCUCCUCCAUGAGGAAAUGUUCUUCACUGCCAUUUUAUUGACAAUGCGGGAGGCGACGCGGCGUCAGCCUGCUAACAUAAAAACCAAUAAGCUUGGGUUACAGGGUCUCCACCUACUCACCCCCUCACUGAUCCUUCAGCCUCUCAGUCUUGUGUUGAACUGUGUUCUCAGCAGAGGGGACUGGAUGGGCUCUUUGGGCUUUACUUUACACCACCCACAGAAGGAUCCACCCCCUUUUUUAACCAGCCUGGGUGGGGCUAAAAGAAGCUGAAAACCCCCCCAAAAAACCUCUCAGCUGAUUUAUUUGCAGACUUGCCAGACUGCAUUUACUCUUAAAUUUGGUCUUUUUUUUUUUUUUUUUGCCCGUUUCACCCAACUGUUAAUUCAAACUACCUUACUAACUGCUGGUGAACAAAGAGGACUUUGUAACGAAGAUGGAGCUCACCAACAUCUCUAAUCACUUCCUGCAACAGUUUCUGGGGGUCACGAGAGAUUUUUAAUAGACUUUUUUUUCCCUCGAUGAUGAAGAUGAUCCCUAAUUUGACCUCUUCACCUCUCUGCUGUCACAGCCCCAGGCCUUUGUGUUGUCCGAUAAAUUAGAGGCAGACAUGACAAAAACCAAAAGAAGCAAAGACACAAUCAGAUUUGCCUUUUAACUUUCUGAAAUCAGUUUUGGAAACAAAAAAAAAAUCUAAUUAGAUGUUUGGAAAUAUUUUUUUAAUGGCGCUGCAUUAUAAAUACAUUAUGAAGGCUCCGGUUUGGAGGCGCAGCGAUAAAGCCUGGAUUUGAGUCUGAAAGACGAAAUCCCAGAGAUGUAUUUAAAAAAAGUAAAUGAAUAAAAAACACAGAAACAAAAGAAGUUUUCUUCAUCGCUCUAUUUGCAAAGCAUAAACAAAAGUAAACUGUGUUCUUGUGUAUAACAUGAAAAAGGUCUUUAAAGGGCUGAUGUAUAACUUCUCAGCUUCUCACAGUGACCAGCACGUUCUUAUACAAACACGAGGCUUCCUGUCAAACUUAGAACACUUUUGAUGUGGGCGGGGCUAACACUUGAGGAAAAUACUUUUUCAUGAUGGGUUUUCUGUUUUUAACUUUCAAAGAAAAUACAUGUGAGACACAAGCUGGGCUAAUACAAGUCCCCUUUUUUAUUUCCACGUGGGCAGACAAUGUUAACAUCGACCAACUGUGGCAGCAGCUUUUAAAAGAAAUCCUUAUUUGAGGAGGCUGAAUGCUGCGAGAGUGGCAGCUGCAGCACCAGCUGCUGUUUGGACCUCAGCCGCUUAAGUUUAAGCCGGGCUCAGACUCCGCCUCCGCCGUCCUCCUCCAAUCAGGCAGCAGCUGGCAAGGUCCCCUCUGUAUCUGUUCUAGUGGGUUUAUUUCUGUUUUAAGUGUUUCUACUCUACACACUACAAUAAAGUGUUCUCCUUGUUGAUAUCUCCCUGCCCCACCUGACGAUAAUGUAUCAAAUCUUUAAAUAUUAUCAUGUUAAGAGUAUACUUUAUGCAAAUAUAUAUGAGUAUGAUGAGUGUAUUGUAUGUAUCAGCAGUGAAAUAUUUUUCAAAUAAAAUUAUUUGUUUCUGUCAUCGAGA